CUCGUUUUGCGGCAGGUCGCUCUCUGAAGUUCAGAAGCCAGCAUAACGACACAUGAAUCUGACAUUAGCAGUCAGUAGUGAUUGAAGUUAUGAUUACAGACGAUCGCAACACAGGAUCUUAGCAGAGGAAAUGGCUAGUACCAUGGUGGCCGUGGGCCUUACCCUGGCAGCAGCAGGGUUUGCAGGUCGCUAUGCAAUGCAAGCUAUGAAGCAUAUGGAGCCACAAGUGAAACAAGCUCUGGAAGCAUCCACAUCUGCUUUUGGUAGCGGAUACUACAGAGGUGGUUUUGAACCAAAGAUGGCCAAGAGAGAAGCUUCGCUUAUUCUUGGCAUCAGUCCUACCGCUAACAAAAACAAGAUCAGAGAGGCACACAGAAAACUGAUGAUUUUAAACCAUCCUGACCGAGGAGGAUCCCCAUAUCUGGCGGCAAAAAUCAACGAGGCUAAAGAUUUACUUGAUGGACAGAUGAAGAAAUAGAUUAGAGCCCUGUCUGAUGCACUUGAAUUCUUACGUGAUCAUUAAACACUAUCUUGUCAUCUA
Sinocyclocheilus anshuiensis is the source of this 541-nucleotide messenger RNA. RefSeq names its product DnaJ (Hsp40) homolog, subfamily C, member 19 (gene dnajc19). Lineage: Eukaryota; Metazoa; Chordata; Actinopteri; Cypriniformes; Cyprinidae. Gene Ontology annotation, molecular function: ATPase activator activity. Gene Ontology annotation, biological process: protein import into mitochondrial matrix. The record is from RefSeq and is a predicted model, not a curated record. The transcript is spliced from 6 exons. Bases 131 to 478 code for a protein of 115 amino acids. Gene Ontology annotation, cellular component: PAM complex, Tim23 associated import motor.